Messenger RNA from Plectropomus leopardus (leopard coralgrouper), 1458 nucleotides. Lineage: Eukaryota; Metazoa; Chordata; Actinopteri; Perciformes; Serranidae. The record is from RefSeq and is a predicted model, not a curated record.
AUGGCUCAUAUGGUCCUGAGGCUCAUGUGGAAGUCUGUGGACAAGAUGAGGUGUUUCAGGAAACGAUCCAUGUUGCCCUUCCUUGGCUUCCUCAUCACCUUCCUCCUCCUCUUCAACCUUUACAUGGAUGAUGGAUACGUGCUGGAGGCUGAAAAAAGGCAGCUGGGAGAGACUCUGAUGCAUCCUGCAAACUCUGAGAGAUACGUCCAUACAUUCAGAGAUCUGUCUAAUUUCUCUGGGACUAUUAAUGUGACGUAUCGCUACCUUGCGGGAAUUCCUUUGCCACGCAGAAAGUAUCUCACCAUUGGUUUGUCAUCUGUCAAGAGGAAAAAGGGGAAUUACCUCCUGGAGACAAUCAAAUCCAUCUUUGAUCAGUCCAGUUAUGAGGAACUCAAAGAGAUUGUGGUUGUGGUCCACCUUGCGGACUUUGACCUGGUCUGGUGUGAGAACCUGGUGCAGGAAAUCACCAGGAAGUUUGCCCACCACAUCAUAGCCGGACGCCUCCUGGUGAUCCAGGCCCCAGAGGAGUACUAUCCAUCUCUGGACGGGUUAAAAAGGAACUACAAUGACCCGGAGGACAGGGUCCGUUUUCGCUCCAAGCAGAACGUGGACUACGCUUUCCUCCUCAACUUCUGCACGAACCUCUCUCACUUCUACAUGAUGUUAGAGGACGACGUGCGCUGCUCCAGGAACUUCCUGACGGCGCUCAAGAAGGUGAUCACCUCCAGAGAGGGUUCGUACUGGGUGAUGCUGGAGUUCUCCAAGCUGGGCUACAUCGGGAAGCUGUACCAUUCCAGAGACCUGCCGCGUCUGGCUCAUUUCCUCCUCAUGUUCUACCAGGAAAUGCCCUGCGACUGGCUCCUCAUCCACUUCAGGGGUCUGCUGGCCCAGAAAGACGUGAUCCGCUUCAAGCCCUCACUGUUCCAGCACAUGGGCUACUACUCCUCUUACAAAGGAGCGGAGAACAAGUUGAAGGACGACGAUUUUGAGGAAGACUCCAUAGACAUUCCCGACAACCCUCCUGCCAGCCUUUACACAAACAUCAACGUCUUUGAAAACUAUGACGCCACCAAGGCUUACAGCACUGUUGAUGAAUAUUUCUGGGGGAAGCCUCCGUGCACUGGAGACUUCUUUGUCAUAAUCUUUAACAAAUCAACUAAAAUCAGCAGAAUUAAGAUUGUGACGGGCACAGAAGACAGACAGAAUGACGUUCUUCACCACGGCGCUCUGGAAGUUGGACAGAAGUCUGUGGACACUAAACAGGGACGGCAGUGCACAUCCUACAUCACAUUAGGAGAGUUUAAAGGUGGAAGCAUCGAGGUUAACAACGUGGACCACAAGAUCGGCUUCGACAUCGAGUGUGUGCGAGUCGUCGUCACUGCCAGUCAGAAAGAGUGGCUCAUCAUAAGGACUAUCAGUUUAUGGACCACACAGCCUGUUAGUCAGUUUAUAAAGUAA